Molecule: messenger RNA, 2541 nt
Organism: Arabidopsis thaliana (thale cress)
Lineage: Eukaryota; Viridiplantae; Streptophyta; Magnoliopsida; Brassicales; Brassicaceae
Gene: KAN2
Product: Homeodomain-like superfamily protein
Exons: 5
Coding region: 391-1491 (366 amino acids)
Biological process (GO): regulation of DNA-templated transcription; abaxial cell fate specification
Cellular component (GO): nucleus
Molecular function (GO): transcription cis-regulatory region binding; DNA binding
Source: RefSeq, marked reviewed
AGCCCCCCAUGUCCACACAAACACCUUCUCUCUCCUCUCUCUCACACACACUCAAGUGUCAUUUUCUCACAUAUACUUCACACAAAAGAAACAACCAUUCACUACAUACUACCUUGUCAUUGAUUUUCUCUCUCCCUCUAUAUCUCUCAAAAAUCUUUGCAAAAUCUUCUUAACCUCAAACAAUAUAAACAACAUUCUCAACAAAACCCAGAAAUCUCUUCCUCAAAUCCUCAAUACCCUUUUCUAUUUUCCUCCCUAUACCCUUAAUAAAAAAGGAUAUCUUUCUCUUUUUAUCUUCUUUGUCCUAAUUCAAGAAAACAAGAACUAGGGUUCAUCAUCUGUGGAAACCGACUGAAGAAUCUCUUCAAGAAGAAGUUAAAGGUCUCUUUCAUGGAGCUGUUUCCUGCUCAGCCCGAUUUAUCCUUACAAAUAAGUCCACCAAACAGUAAACCAUCAUCGACAUGGCAGAGAAGAAGAUCAACAACAGAUCAAGAAGAUCAUGAAGAACUCGAUUUAGGGUUUUGGAGAAGAGCUCUUGAUUCAAGAACAUCUUCUCUCGUCUCUAAUUCCACCUCAAAAACAAUCAAUCAUCCAUUCCAAGACCUCUCGCUCUCUAACAUCUCUCAUCAUCAACAACAACAACAACAUCAUCAUCCACAACUUCUCCCUAAUUGCAACAGCUCUAACAUCUUGACCUCUUUCCAAUUUCCGACACAGCAGCAACAACAACACUUACAAGGGUUUCUUGCUCACGACCUUAAUACUCACUUAAGACCAAUAAGAGGAAUACCACUUUACCACAACCCUCCUCCACAUCAUCAUCCUCACCGUCCGCCACCGCCAUGUUUCCCUUUCGACCCGUCGUCUCUAAUACCCUCUUCCUCCACUUCCUCGCCGGCUCUAACCGGAAACAACAAUAGCUUUAAUACUAGUAGCGUUAGUAACCCUAAUUACCACAAUCAUCAUCACCAGACUCUAAACAGAGCCAGAUUCAUGCCAAGAUUCCCAGCUAAACGAAGCAUGAGAGCUCCUAGGAUGCGAUGGACCACCACUCUUCAUGCCCGGUUCGUUCACGCCGUUGAAUUACUCGGUGGCCAUGAAAGAGCAACACCUAAAUCAGUUCUUGAGCUCAUGGAUGUCAAAGAUCUAACCUUGGCUCAUGUUAAGUCCCAUUUACAGAUGUACAGAACAGUGAAGACAACCGACAAAGCAGCAGCUUCGUCAGGACAAUCUGAUGUCUAUGAAAAUGGAUCAUCAGGAGAUAAUAACUCAGACGACUGGAUGUUCGAUAUGAAUAGAAAAUCGAGAGAUAGCGAGGAAUUGACGAAUCCUCUAGAGAAAUCAAAUGGUCUAUGGACCAAUUCUUCCGGAGAAGCACGUUUGCAUGGGAAGUUAAUCGAUAAUGUUGCAGAAAUUAUGCUACCUUCUGAGGUACGAUACAUCCCUUUCUACAAAUAUAACUAUAUAUACGCGAAUAUGUUUUGUGUGUAGCAUAUGAACUAUUAUCAAUUUAGUUAUGCAUUGUCGAAAUCAUUUCAUUGCUAAGUCACCCGAAAUCCUAAAAAGGGCUGCCACAAAAAGGGCUUUCAUUAAAGUUUGCUUUAGGAAUUUUCAAAAGCAAAAGGUAUUUUCGCUAUUUAGACACUAUUCGAAAAAAAAAAAAAAAAACUAAUCUCAUUGACAUUGACCAGGAUGAGUUUUUGUUUUGACCUUUGACACGCAUAUAUUGUGACUUGUGAAAGCUUAAGCCGUGAGGUGCGGUUAUCUAUGUUUGGCUUAUAAGCAAAUAUGGGCAAAAGCAAAACCAUGGCAGCUUCCAUUGAACAAUAAGAAAUAUAAUUAUGUAUAUAUAUUUGUGUCAAUGUCAAACAUUAGUCCAUAGGACAAUAAAUAGGGUAAGCUUACAUCUAAUUAGAACUAAUGUCUUAAUUAUGGAUGAUACAAUAUCAACCUUAAACCCUAGUUAAAUGUUGAGAUCACUCUUACUUAAUGUUGCGUGAAUUUCUGCACUUAAUAUUUUAUUUAUAAAUUAUUUACAUUCACAUGCUGAUAUCAUAUACAAGUACAUAUAAAAAAAUGCAAACCAUUUAUACAAUAGAAAAUUUAGCUAGUUGGUUAAUGAUUUCUUUUUGGGGUUUAAUUUCAACAGAAGGAACUAGAUGGAAAGUGCUCAAGUUAUGAGAGAAUAUCAUCAGAAGAGAUGAGCUCAUCAAGCAUCUCGGGAACAAGCCCUUUCAAGCCAAAUCUUGAGUUUACUCUGGGUCGAUCUCACUAAAUUUAUUGUUGUAGCUAGGUAGUAAUUAAUUAGUAUCAAUUAACUUAUAUUUUGGCUACUGACUAGUUUCGAUAUUCAUAUCAAUUGAAUAAGUUUUUUUUUUUUUUUAGCUUAAAAUCUUAAUGUCCUAUCUUGGUCUUGGAACUUUGACACACACUGUUCUUUUUCCUUCUCUAUUGAGAAGAGCUAGUGAAAGAAUCAACUAUUAGAGGCACAAUAAAUGUUCAGUACUCUUUGGUUGAACUUUUAUUUUACAAUCUGAUAAU